This is a messenger RNA of Orussus abietinus, 808 nucleotides long. RefSeq lists its product as uncharacterized. The record is from RefSeq and is a predicted model, not a curated record. The transcript is spliced from 5 exons. Bases 23 to 808 code for a protein of 261 amino acids. NCBI's taxonomy places the organism in Eukaryota, Metazoa, Arthropoda, Insecta, Hymenoptera, Orussidae.
CCAUCGACGAGAAUUCAACAAGAUGAAGAUCGCAUGUGUGGUGGCUUUGACUUGCGCCCUGGCUGCUGUUGGCGCAGACCAGGAGCUGAUGCCCAAGCAAAAGAGAGGAGUGGCGCUUUUCGGGCAACAUGGAUUCGACGCUUUCGGUGCUGGUCCAAGUUUUGGGUCCUCAGGAUGGGCACCGAACAACUUCGCACCUCUGGGAUGGGGACCAUCACCUUCUUCCGACCUCGCUCUAGGACAGAUCCAGCUUCAAGCUACGCAUAACGUCGCCGUCCAGGCGCUGAAGGACUCCUCACCCAUCACUCCUGGGAUCGCCUAUCCCCCGGAAGUCGUCAGAGCCGUCCAGCAGGCCAAGGAAGCCAACCACAACGUUCUGGUAGCUCAGCAUCGCGUCGGCGAAGCGAAACAAGCUGCACUUCUUCAGCAAAAAAUCGCCCUGGCCAAGGAGGCAGCGGCUCGCGAAGCUACUCAAAGGUCUGAAGAGAUCUCGGCGCAUGCGCAGGCUGAUGCUCGCGCCAGUGCUCAGCAGUUGGUGGCUCUUCAGCAAAAGCUGGCCACCCUGAAGGAAGCCGUUGCAGCUGCACAGAGGGUUGCCGCGGCAAGGGAGGCAGCUGCAGCUGCAGCUAUCCAGAGAAAUGCUGCAGACACGGCUGCAGAAUUACGAAAGCAGGACGUCGACAAGCAGAUCACUCGCAGCGAGGAGGAAGCCAAGGAGAAGGACAUUAUCGCCGCAAAGCAGAACGCCAUUGCGAACGCAUUACAGAAUGCUGCGUCGGAGAAAUCAUCCUACCAUCCCUGGGGGUAG